Leptopilina heterotoma is the source of this 437-nucleotide messenger RNA. RefSeq names its product histone H2A-like. The transcript has 2 exons. Gene Ontology annotation, cellular component: nucleosome. The coding region runs from base 65 to 352 and encodes 95 amino acids. NCBI's taxonomy places the organism in Eukaryota, Metazoa, Arthropoda, Insecta, Hymenoptera, Figitidae. The record is from RefSeq and is a predicted model, not a curated record. Gene Ontology annotation, molecular function: protein heterodimerization activity; DNA binding; structural constituent of chromatin.
CAAAAUAUCAUUCGCUUCGAAUUCUUCGUUGUGCUUACUUCGUUAACCUAAAACUAAAUCGAAAAUGUCAGGACGUGGCAAAGGUGGCAAAACCAAGGGAAAGUCAAAGACCCGCUCCAACCGGGCUGGACUUCAGUUCCCAGUCGGUCGUAUCCAUCGGCUUUUGCGCAAAGGAAACUACGCCGAGCGUGUUGGUGCACACGGAAAAAAUUAUUUCAGUAUUUUUUACGAAACUAAUUUAGGACUAGCGGAUAUUUUAGAUUCCUUGACGAAGUUUUUCAUAAACUCAGAAACUUUCACUACUUUAGGCAGAACAAUUUUGGAGAAACUCACAACGUACCUCAACCAGUAGUUCUAUCUGACAAGGAAAUUCAAAAGGAAAUAGACACUAGGAACUCGAUUUAUACGAAUUUGUCAGCAAUAAAUCAAAAUACGCA